AUGUGGAAGCGGUUCCCCGAAUGCAUCAGUUUUGACAACACUUAUAACACCAAUCGCUUCAAGCUUCCCCUCUUCCAGGCCACUGGUCAGACCUGCCUGGGGACGGUUUUCAAUGCUGCCUUUGGCUUGAUUGAUAACGAGCGACGCGAGGGCUUCCAGUUUCUCGCCGAGGGGAUAAAGCAAUUGGUCGAGAAGCACUCAAUUCGCCAACCUACCGUUAUUAUCACCGACUUUGACGACGCGAUGAAGGCUGCCCUGAAUGACCAGUUCCCUGACGCCCAGCAGCAGCUCUGCAUCCACCACAUCAACUCGAACGUCAUACUCAGGGCGAAGCAGAAAUGGCUAAAGCUGCCUGUUAGCAGCAGCUCGUCCGAUAGUAGUACCAACGAAGAGGAUCCUGCCUCUCAGUCGCAAGCCAUGCUGAGCGCCGCCGAUAAGUCGCUCGUCAAUAGCACCUCUACCGACGAUAUCCCCCAUACCUAUCAGGGGGUCUUGAUCAUGUGGAAGUCCGUUCUCUUUGCCGAGACGGAAGAGACCCACGAGAAGGCGUGGAAGGCACUCUGCAAAGAGUUCAUGGACCAACGGCCUAUAUUACGCUAUCUAUUUGGAACGUAUAUGCCGGUCCGACUACAAUGGGCGCGCUGUUAUAUUCGCUGGUUUCAGAACUUUGGCAUCCGGGUCACGUCAGGCACUGAGGCAAGCAACAACAACGUUAAAAGCUACCUCCUUAAUGGCAUGAGCCACCUCUACCGGCUCGUAGAGGCUAUGCAGGAUAUGCUGAAAGACCAGGAGAGGGAUUUCCGAGACGCUUGCGCAAACGACGAGGUCCUUACUGACCGAGCGUACUUGGGUUCAAGCUCCGAGUACCUGGGGGAGCUCCGAACGGUAGUAUCCUCGAAGGGCCUUAUGUUAAUUCACAGGCAGUACCUUAUUGCUCGCAAGGCAAUGCCAACGGGGAAGACCCCGUACCCAGAGCCACUUGGCCCUUGUGAUAACAACUGCUCGGUCUCGAUUGAGCUUGGGAUUCCUUGCUCCCACAAGGUCCAUGCCAGGAUCAUGUCCAACGCGCCGUUCACGAAAUGGGAUGUCCACCCACGCUGGCGGCUCCGUCCAUCGAGCUCACGGAACCCAUAUCAACGAAUCCUUGAUCCCAAGAUUGCCACGUCCCUACGCGGCAGGCCCAGAAACACGGCACAGACUAUUCCAGCGCGCAUGGCAAUCGACGCUUCCAACCAUUUUGCUGACUUCCAGCCCAGUCAGCCCUCGGGUCGUAAACGGGGCCGACCGAAGGGGAGUCGUAAUAAGUCGACCCUGACAAGGAUUGAGAGUCUGGCUAGCCAGGCCAGCCCGGGAUUUAGCAGCCAAGUCACCGCCACGAGCCAACCGGCGAUCAGUCAGGCCAACGUCGCGACCCAGCCAUUAUUACGCAGUCAAUCAAGGGUGCUUGGGGCUGGAAAUACAACGGGGGUUCGUGCCAGCGGGCGGAGAACGCAGCCUAGCAUUCGAAGGACAAAGAGUCAAUGGGAGAUGCUUGAACAGAUUGAUGGCGAAGACGUAUUUGAUUCGAUUGUAGUAAGAGAAUAG
Messenger RNA from Verticillium dahliae VdLs.17, 1584 nucleotides. RefSeq lists its product as uncharacterized. Gene Ontology annotation, biological process: regulation of DNA-templated transcription. The transcript has a single exon. Lineage: Eukaryota; Fungi; Ascomycota; Sordariomycetes; Glomerellales; Plectosphaerellaceae. Bases 1 to 1584 code for a protein of 527 amino acids. The record is from RefSeq and is a predicted model, not a curated record.